GUUACAAGUGAAAUUGUGUUUAAGGAAAUGAACUGGUAGAAAACUGAGCAAAUCCGAAUCGGCAUGUUAAGUCACAGAGCUUUUUCUUGUUUUAUUUAAGAUCAUUUUUAAAACAAAUUCAUACAUUUUUUCCCUUCACACUUGUAAUCUGAAUUCCUCAAACUUGCACUACGCUCUACUAAUUCUUAUGAACUUAACUUAUGUUUGGGGAUAGGUAACAAUUCAAGUUUUAAUUUGUCUUUUCACAUCUAAAUACUGUAGACUCCAAUUGAUUAUUCUCAAGUGUACCACUCAUUCUCAUUUGUGUUAUGUUUUUGUUCUUGUAGCAUAUGUAGGAAACCUGCUGUCUUUCUCAGAGAAUCUAGAGAAGCUAGGAUCCAAUUCCCUCACUCGGGAGGAGCCAGACCUGGGAGCUGCUUUCCUCAAGUUUUCUGUCGUCACCAAAGAGCUCGCAGCACUCCUCAAGAAUCUUGUCCAGAAUAUCAAUAACAUCAUCAUGUUCCCAUUGGACUCGCUCUUGAAGGGAGAUUUAAAGGGGCAGAAAGGUGACCUCAAAAAACCUUUUGAGAAGGCUUGGAAAGACUAUGAAUCAAAGUACUCAAAAAUUGAAAGGGAGAAGAAACAGCAAGCUCGAGAUGCUGGUCUCAUCAGACAAGUUGUGUCUGGGCCAGAGGUUGCAGAGGAGAUGGAGAAGGAAAGGAGAAUGUUUCAGCUACAAAUGUGUGAGUACUUAUUCAAAGUGAAUGAGAUCAAGGCAAAGAAAGGAGCUGAGCUUGUACAGCAUCUAGUGGAGUACUACAGAGCAGAAAAUAACUACUUUCGAGAUGGUUUGAAGACUGUGGAUCAUUUUCAGUCAUACAUCGAUGAGCUUUCUUCACAUGUCUCUCAAAUCAAAGCACGACAGGAUGAAGAGAGAAAAAAGCUUUUCGAGCUCAAACUCACCCUCAAGAAUAGCUUGAAUAUAGAAAAAGAGACCCCACCAGAGAAGCAAGGUUACAGCUUACAUCAGCUGGAGACUAACAAUGCUGUUGGAACAGAGAAGAGCGGUUACCUCCAUAAACGCACAGAAGGACUGCGCAAGGUGUAUCAGAAGCGAAAGUGUGAUGUCUGCGAUGGCUACCUCCAUAUAUCACAUUCCACGCCGAGCCGUGCCCCAGCGAAGCUCAACCUUCUGACCUGCCAGGUCAAACCAUCUCCAGAAGAGUCCAGCCGCAAGUACUUUGACCUCGUUGCGCAGGAUAGAACGUACCACUUUAUGGCUGAAACAGAGGAUGAAGCAGAAGAGUGGAUAUCUGUUCUUAACAACAGUAAGAAGUUUGCCCUAGAAGCCGUCUUUAACGAAGGGUCUUCCCCUUCAGAACUCACCAAUAGAGGGCUUCAGGAUCUCACACAGAGUAUUGUUCAAGAGGUCAAGAGGUUACCUGGUAACAACAUUUGUUGUGAUUGCACUGCAGCAGAUCCACAGUGGUUGUCUACUAAUCUAGGUAUCCUAACGUGUAUAGAAUGUUCAGGUGUACAUAGAGAGAUGGGUGUCCACAUAUCUAGAGUACAGUCAUUAGAACUUGAUAGGCUUAGCACGGCACAAUUACUGCUUGCAAUAACUGUAGGGAAUGAAGAUUUUAAUGAGGUUUAUGAAGCCAAAUUAGAAGGGAACAAACCCACUCAUACCAGUUCCAUGGAUGCAAGGAAAGAGUUCAUCAGAGCAAAGUAUGAGAAGAAGAAAUUUGUUCUUAAGACUGCUGCACAGCCCAGUCAGCUGUUGUUUGACCUUCGGCAGGCUGUUCUUCUCUCUGAGAUCAUCCAGGUUUUAAGGGUCUUUGCGGAAGGUGUGGAUCUUGUUGCACCCCUUCCAAAUACGGCUGGUAAUAAGACUGCCUUACAUCUAGCGGUCGAGCAGCAGGAUGAUGUUAACCUCCACAUAGUAGAUUUUAUCAUCCAGAACACGACUGUGAUUGACCAGCAGAUGACCGAUGGUAACACCCCUCUUCACUUGGCUGCUAAGUAUGACAAGGUGGAGUGUGUGAAGUUACUGCUAAGAGGAAGUGCAAAUAUAGAAAUAUUAAAUAAAACAAAGGAGUCGGCCUUAGACAUUGCGAUAAAUAAUGGCAACACCCAGUGUGAGGACUUACUACGUGCUGCUAAGUCAGGCAAGGUCACACAGUGUGAACAUGUGGAGUUCUGCUGGGGCAUGAUGGGCAAUGAGGAUGGCGUAGACUUCAGUGACGACGAUCUGGAUGAUCGGGAGAAGAGGCCAUUACAGAGUCCAAGAAGACCCAAUAGCAGACCGCAGACGUUGCCAAAUUCACCUGUUAGCUCAAUGUCGAAGUCGUCAAGAGAUCGCUUCUCAGACAUGCUGAUGGCUAAUGUAAACAAAGGGGACCAAAGCUCGACAGAUAAACUUAGAAUGCCGCCCCCUCCAGUCCCACCUAGGAGAAUGAUGUUUUGUCUUCCGUUUGGUCAUCACCAUCAUUGGUCUUACUCCGGAAGCCAUAGGAGAGGCAGGAGAGCGGCGAGUGUCAAGAAAAAAGCGCCCCCUCCCCCUAUGGAUUUAGGCCACAAGAGAACUUCGUCCGACCCUCAUGCUUUCAAUAGCACGCCCCCUAAGCCACCUGAAAGGAUCACAUCUAUUCGUGACCAGGCAACCUUAGGUACUGAAGUACCAGAAGCAGCUAAAUCUUCAGAUUCCUCUUCCUCUUCAUCAUCUUCCGCUCCGCCUCCGAUUCCAAAGUCAAAUAGUCAGGUUGAGCAGAUGAAACAAUUCCUUGCCUCAAGACCAGAGUUAUUACCACGGCCACCAAGUGUUGACAGCCCUCCAGCAAUUCCACCAAAGAAAUUCCAGACAACUGACAGCAACGGGACGUUGGGUGCAAGUAGUAGACCCAGUUCCCAGGCCAGCUUCCAUUCUAAUAGUAGACCAAACAGUCAGCAAGAUCUACCGACAACACCCAGUAGUAGGUCACAGAGUCGUCAUGGUAGUUCUACCGACGAUGCAUCCAGUAGUAAGAGUAGUAGCAGCGGUCCACCAACUCCAGCCCCAAGGGUUCCAAAGACGAGACCGAAGAGAGUGCGGGCGCUGUAUGAUUGUCAAGCUGAUUAUCAAGAUGAACUCACGUUUGAAGAAGGCGAGACUAUAGUAGUGACAGGGGAGGCUGAUGCAGAGUGGUGGAUUGGAGAGAUAGAAGGCAAACCAUCACGGAGAGGGGUGUUUCCUGUGUGCUUUGUUCAUGUUCUUGAAUGACGAAUGCUUGCCACUUCCAGUCCCAUGCACUCCAAUCUGUGUAGUCUUCUUCCUUCACAUUGGUCCCACCCACUACAUUUGAUGUCAUAUAUUGCAUAGUAUACAUACAGCAUUACCUGAACUCGGUAGACUAAUUUAAUAUGCAUUCUAUGUAGAAGAGAGUAAGAUUCAAAAUUUAAUCUUGUCACAUCACAACUCUCAAAUUGUGUAUUUUCCUAGAUCUAAAUGUAGUGGAGAAUCUGUGACUGUCAUGAAUGAGUGCUAGAAACUUACAUGUCUAGAAUUUGAAUCGGUAAUAUUUGUAUACACAAUAUAUUUUUGGACUAGAAAAUAUCUUUCACAUGGAGAUGACUGUAGAGCCUUUUUUUUCAUAUUUUGGAAAUGUGUUCCAACCAAAUCUUUCACCAGUACCAAAAAUAUGACAUUCUAUUCUAUGUUUUUUUUUUUUAAUCGCAAUCAUGUAGUUUUAUUUUUAUUGGGCUACUAGUCCCUCUUAUCCAUAAUCAUGUUUGAACUAAUGUGUUCUAUGUAGAAUUCAUCAAGUUGGACUUUCAAACUGCUCUUUGAGUGAUGACUGGAAUUUGUUUGUUAGUAUAUAUGUUUAAUAUUUGGGUCUCGUCCCUUUAUUAAGAAAUCAUGAGAUCGGCCAUAUUGAUAUGAUUGUAAUAUAAUAUCUUCAAUAUUUGUGUCUCAUGAGUCUAUUGAUGCCGGUGCCAUCAGUUUUUCGUGUUUGAAAUCAAACCAAUAUUGUCUUUAUUUCUCUUGAUAAAUGGUUACAAUGUAUUUCUUUUAAAAUCCCCUCCAUUUUCCAUGAAAAUGAAAGGAAUGCCUUUGAUUGUGGAAAAACUGUAAUAAUAAUACUAAUAGUAAUGACAAUGAUGAUAGCACUAAUAAUAACAAGGAUGGAUAUAAUGAUAGUAAUAGAAUAGUAUUAUUGGUAAUUAUAAUGAUGAUAAUACUAGUAAUAAUGUUAAUAAUAACGAUAGUAAUAAUAAUGAUAAUCAUUAUUAUAAAGAUGCCUGUGUCAUGUGUUUUUACCCCAUACCAGCUUAGUAUUUGCUUCAGAAAUAAUCAAUAUGCGAGUCUUGAAAUUAAGCUUUAUUGCACUUCUCACUGACUGGUAUUCUGUAUUGCCAUGUUAUUCAUGUAUGUGAACAAAUUUUGUGGUUAUGUACAUUGGUAUACAGAAAAGCUCAAUUAAUUCUUGCUUGCCGGGUGAGAAAUUUUUAAAAACAAUCUACUUGAAAAAAUAUCAAACAGAAUAUUCAGUGCUGAAUACUAGAAGUUUUAGACCACAUUUUUGUGAAUUGUUCUGCCAACACUGUUUACAUGCAAUUUGAAUGCAUACCCAAAGGUUGAAAGCUAUGCCAAAGCGACUAUUGAAAAUUGGCCCAAUAUAUGCUCUAGACCUUUUGGUUUCCUCAGUUUCAGGAAGUAAUAAUUUGAAAAUUGUUUUUGAAAUUUAGAAUUUAUGAUUUGGAAAACAAAAUCAGUAUUCAAACUUUUUUUUAUACCAACACAUCAUGGGUGAAUCUUGACUCGAUUCACCUAUGAUGACAUCAUAGAAGUCAGGCCAUUAAGAAGCUCUAUAAAGCCUUUUUUCCAGGCUAGCAAAUUAAGAAAUAUAUACUCAGCCGAAAUCCAGUGGAAAUACAUGAUACUUGUUUUCUCCUUGUUCUUGCCUGUGUUCUGUUGUUCAGGCUUCCUCGAUGGUCUUUAUUAAAGAAAGAUUGAAUUCUUUAUAUCAGAUCUUCAUUGUGUAAGAUGCAAUAUGAGAAAGUUAGUCAUUGGAGAUGUCUAUGAAUGACAACUUGUAGAGAAUGCGAUUAAUACAUAUGCCAACUGUACAAGUUACGUGUCAUGGGGCCACGUACAUGUAUAUGUGGAGGUUUUUUUUUUCUGUUAGCAUUAUGUGAAGGGCAUUUAUGUGUGGUGGCGUCAUGGUCUAGUGGUCAUGACUCUCGUCUUUCAAUCUGAGGGGUGUUGGUUCGAUUCCCAGCCAUGGCAUGUAUUCUUUCAGCAAGAAAUCUACCGAAAUUGUUCUGCACUCAACCCAGGUGAGAUGAAUGGGUACCCGGUGGGAAAAAUUUCCUCGAAUGCUUGAGCGCCUGUAGCCAGCACAGUUAAAGCUGGGGUAAUAAUAAUAAUAACAUUGUAAUGAGCAGUUGAGUAUAUACCUAUAGAUAUUGUGAAACAUAAAUAUACAACAAUUAUUAUUAUUAUUAUUAGCUACAGCCAGUGUAAAAAAAUAACAGGAUACCAUUCAGUGCAUUAGUACAUGUAUAUAAUUCAUAUAAUGUAUGCUCUCAAGUUAAAUUUUCCAUAAUGUAUUGAUAGAUUUUUAGAAUUUCUCAAGUGGAUGAUUUGUUAUUGAGGCCACAGGCCAAUAUGAGACAUAAUUCAUGAGAAAUUUCAUAGCUAUGAAUGCACAUUUGAUUGUAUUUUUUUACAACAUAAGGCAAUGUGCUAAAGUGUUAUCGUUAAAAUCACAGAAACCUAACAAAUUGUUAAGAUUGGAACAUACAUUGCAGUCAUACAGUGCAGCAUAGUUGCAUUACAAAGGCAGUUCAAAAAAUGUAUGCAAAGUAGGAGGGAAAUUAAUGCAAAGUGGGUGGGAAGUUAAUGCAUGCUGAUUGUCAUUACUAUUUUAACUAACUUCAUGUGCAUCAUUGACUUUGUUCCCCCUUUCCCCUCAGAAAUACAGAAAUUAUAACUAGAUCCAAUGGUCAUCCCAUAGAAAAUUGUGUUAAAAGACAGUCAAAAUGAAGAUGAUUUGAGAUUUUGUGUAUCAAUCAACUUGUCAAGAUCAAACCAUCAUUGAAACUAUACUUUCAAAUGCAUUUCAUGGCUUUCAAGAUUAGCAAGAAUGGAUUUAUCAAUGCUCUAAAAGGGACAAAGGAACAUCUAAAAAUACCUAUCUGUCCAUGUCGUCAGAUUUUACAAUGAAAGAUGACCUCAGAAAGAAUUUCCUUGGGCAGUCAAGAGCCGUGCUGCUUCAUUGAAAAUUAUCUUCAAAUAUAUUUUUUUUAGUAUUAUUGGGAAUAGAUAUUCAUUAUUGGUAUGUACAUGGAAAUAUUGACCAGCAGCACAGGCUGAACGUGUCAAUUUAAAAGUGAGAGAAAUACAAUCCGAUUACAAAGCAAAAUCACAUAUAAAUACAGUAUAUUUAAUUUUGGUUUGUAAUCAGAUUGUAUCUUAGAGUAACAUUAUGGAAUGAUCUCUCAUGUAAGAUCAUUUUUCGGUGCACAGCUCUCAAUAUUGCAUGCUAAUAAAGGGGAGGGGGGGGGGGGGGAAUUUGCAAAGAAGUCUUUCCUAUUUGUGGGAUUGUAUAUGUAAUUUUCCAUCUGUUGAUGAGAAAACUCACAAUCUUAUUGCUAUUAGGCAAAUGUAAGAUAACCGAUGUGUGCUUUAUAUUUUUGUUAAUUAUUCAUUUUUAAAAGAGGAUUGAAAAAAGAAAGACGGAUUCUUUUUUUUUCUUCCAUAGUCUGGAAGAAGGAGUUAUAGUCAUAUUGAUAAUCCUGAUUACGUACACGCUGUAUGUUGCAUGAUGCUGCAUCUUUACAGAUAUUACCACGCUUUUUGAUGGACUUAGUCUUUUGCAAGGUGCACCAACUCCACUUCAUGGGAAUAUCCUUACUAAAUCAUUACUGUAAAGCCAUGUGGCAGAUACUAACAAAAGUUUUGUCGUACCAAGUCGCUCUCCCUCUCUGCGGUAUGAAAUGGUGAUUUAAAAUGAACCUGUUGCCUUCUCAAACUGGUUGGUCCCUGUACAAGCUAGCAUGAGAAUUACAGAAUUCAGCAGUUCACCGACAAAUCAUGUUGGAUAUCUAGCAAGUUAUUUUCAUGUCCAUUUUCAAGUGUGCUAAAAUACUUUAGUUACAGCACCUCAGAAUGUGGAUAUGCCUUUUACCUUUCUGUAGUAUGCUUAGGUCACAUUUGACUGUUGGGUGCCAUAUAAUGAGUUUAAAUGCAAUUUCAACAACAAUUUUUGGUCAUCAUACAUGUAUGCAGUCUAUGAUGUUUUAUGUGCACAAUAUCUGUAUACAUAUAUUUUGUAAGGACCCUAGGCUGUACAGAGGCUGUCUGGAGAUCAUACAGAUAUUGUGCAGCAUCAGCGCAGUUACACUGUAGUCAUUUUAGCCUCAAAUAUGUCGGAGAUCAUACGAUUUGUGUUCAGACGCUGCAUCCACAGGGUGGUCAUGCAGUGGUGGCAGAAUCUCCAUUUUAAAUAAUUGGAGGCUUUUUGUCUACCCUAACAAGUGUACAGUCACUGCACAAUAGACCAUUUUGGAGUAACCUCAUGUGCAUAUCUAUUCAAAUGCCCUGUCUUUUCUUUCGUUAGGAUCGGCAAAUUCAAAAGCAAGAUAUUAUGUAAGCAUGCCUGACAUGGCAGGAUGCAGAAAUUGCAUAGACCAGGUGACUAGAAAAGCACAUCAAUGAACUCUUUAUGAGAGUAUUUGUUGCACUUCAACUUUGAAUGCAUUAACAUAUUGCUAUUACAAUGUACUUGGCCAACUGUUAAAUACCAGUCGCUAAUGGACGCAUUGUCGCUUUCCAUUAAAGCAUGUAUUAAUAAUCAAGACAUUAAAGUUGGUAUUUUGCUAAUCUCAUUGAGUUCAAAUGACCAUCUAUUGAUCAUGGUAGAGUGGAACUACUAACUGGUCUAUUAGGGCAGCUUCUCUCUAGUGCCCUUGUUGGAAUAGUGUCAUUCCUUCUUUGAAAUAUGUAUGGGCUUUUUAAAGAUUUCUUUGAAAGUAUAUCUAUCAAAUUUAACACUUCAUAAAAUUGUACUGGUGGUGAUGCCUGUAAGGGGCGAUGACAUCCUUUAAAAAAUCUUGCGUCCUUAUUGUGAUGUCAACCUCAUUCGCAUGGAUCACGAGAGAUUGAUCAACCCCAGUGUACUCAACAGCAUGCAUUAAUUACAGUUUUCCUCUUUCAUAGUGAUUACAAACAGGGGCAGAUCCAGGUUUUUUGGAUAGGGGGGACACCUUUUGCCAAGGAAAAUUUUGACAAACAAAUGAAUGGUAUUUUGUCCACAAAAAAAUAUUUUGUCCACGAAAAAAUUUGGCAAGCAAAAAAAAAAAGUCUUCACUUAAAAAAUAGGGGGGGGGGGGGCACAGUUAUGUUUUCUACAUUACAAAUUUUAAUUGUGCCUCUUAAAAGGGGGGAGCAUGGGCUGGCUUUGCCCCCCCCCCCCUGGAUCUGCCAGUGAUUACAAACUUCAUUUUAACACAACAGUUUUCCUGGGAUCUCACUUGAGGUUGUACUCAUCAAUCCUUGUUCUUCCCUGCACUUGGGAUUCAUGGUUCACGUAGAUUAAAUUUUAUCUUCUCACUCUUGGCCUGUGCUGUCUUCACACACACCUUACGACUUGUCCACAAUCCGAUUUUGGAAAAAAAUGCAUUGAUUUUGCUUAUUUUCUGAAAAUGUGAAUGAAAAAUAUCUUUAUUUCAGGGGAGCGUUUCAUCAACAUUUUCGUCCGACAAGUUGUCAGGUCUGACAACUUUCCUUGGUAAUGAUUGGAUAAGAGUCACUGUUACCAUAGUAACUGUCGGAUAAAACAGUACUUGUCGGAUAAAAAGUCUGACAAGUCCUUUCAUGAAACGCUCCCCUGGUUCAAAUUAACUGUAAAAAUACUAGUAUAACAAUUUUAGAUAAUUGUGUGAGCCUUUCUUUUGGAAUAAAGGACAAAUCGAUUUCCAAUGGAGGCCAAUCGUACAAUUUCCAUGACGUCAUUACAACUAAAUAUUCAAUUCACUUUUUUUAUAAUAACGAUGAUAGCUUAGUCCCAGAUUUAAACAUAAGUAUUGGUAUGAUGUUUUAGAACUUUACUCAGUAAGAUGUUUCAUGUCUCUGCAUUCAAAUAAAAUUUUAUGUUUAAUUCCAAAUUCAGGUCUCAGACCAAAUGUAGGGUGUGUGGUGCCUUUAGCGAAACAAAAUGGUCGACCCACAAAACUUAUAAUUAACGUUGGUAGGAUGUGUUACGAAGUGCACAAAUUGAACAGAAUUUCUCUUUGAGUUUGAAGCUACUUUGAAAGCUCCAUAAGCCAAAUGUGACCUAGGCAUUACUUUGCUCUGAACAAAUUUAUUCAGCGUUGCAUCUAAUCAAAAGUUCAAGCUUCAAACUUGGCUGAAAGUAGACCUGUCAGGUGUAUUUGAAAUGGCACCUAAAAAAAAAAAAAAUAGUACACCUAUAAAGGAUGUACUACAUUGAAAUGGUAAUUUGUGCAAUUUAUUAAAGAAAAAUAUUUUGAAUAAGAUGUGGAGUAAAAAAAAGAGGGUUUAGUUGAAUUUCUUAUACACAUGACAUUCAUGAAAGUGCUCUUCAAUAUGUUCUUUUUUUUGUAAUCAUGUACUUUUGAUAAGCUUUUCUACUUGUGUUUUACAUAUAUUGUUUAUGCUUCUUUUGAUAUACAUUUUGAUUAUGUUGUAAUCAUUCAGUUCUUUCUUCUCAAAUUUAAUAUUUUUUGUACAUAAUGAUUUCAUGUUUGAGGAACUGUUAAUUGAGAAAUAAAAAGCAUACAAGCAACCAUAAAAUCAUGCUAAGAGUUUGCUAGGAAAGUCAUCAUAUUGGUCUUUAUAGACUAGGACACAAUAUACUUGUCUAGACAACAAUGAAAAAAAAAGUUAAUUGAAAUGAUAGAAAAAAAAAGUGCCAAGAUGAAACAUCAUAGUAAUUUAAACCUAGUAGGCAUGCUUCAUGAAUGAAGUUUAUUUUCAAAAUGAUAUCAUAUUUCCCUCUCUCAUCCAUAAUCUUGCACUUUAUAUAUGUAUAUCUAAUCAUGUCGGUUAAGCGAUACAUGGAAAUGGAUUGAGGAAUCAAAUAUGGAAUAGAAGCCUUGAACAGAAAUUUAAUUACUUUUUUAGAUGUGAUAAAGUGGUAUUAUAAAGUCCUAGAAAUUCCUUUCAUGAAGACUCUUUCAAAUCGAAACUAUGUUUAUGUCUUGAAUCAGGGCAUGAAUUUUGUCACUUAAAAUGGGAAUCAAAUAUUUGGAACAAUUGUGAGAUAAAAUAGAUACUAGAAAAUUUUUAGAUAUGUAGCUGAAGUCUGAAGCUAAAUUUGAAUCAUGGAUAUGCGUUUUCAUUACAGAAAAUUUGAAUUUACGAGACUUACUCAAUAGAAUAUUGAUAUUAUCCACAUAUAUUUGGUAACUGAUCGAUUAAAUUCCAUUUAUAAACCCCCUUGUAGGUACAUGUGUAACUGGUUUUGAAUAUGAAUAUAUUGUGUAACAUGUAUAAUAAAAUGUCUCGAGUAUCAUGUAAGAUGCUCUAUUAUAGAGUUUUGAAACAUAAUAUAUAGGAAGAAUAUGAUUAUAACACGUUAUAAUGUACAUGUGUAAACAAAAUCUUGUAUCUUUACAUAGAAUUUCAAAGUAAUUGUGAAUGUUGGUUUACAUGUAAAUAUUUUUUUGUUAAUUUGUAUUGUUUCUGUCAAUGAACUAUUUAUGAACAUAUGGAUAUACAAAAAUAUCAGUUUUCAAUUGGAAAUUGAAACAAGAAAACAAUAAAAUAUCUUGUUUGUGCAACUUACUCGAUCUCUUCUCUUUGUGAAUUUUUCUAUUCUUUGUAUGGAAGAUUUUAACACACUAUCGAAAGACUGGAUGUUUUGUCUUAACAAACCUUUUUUUUUUGAAAAAUGAUUCAUAUAAUAUUGUUUUUAUAUUCCAUGAAGCUUGUAAGUAUCAUGUACAGUAUCAACCGAUAUGUUACAAAAAAUUUCAGGUAAUUUGAUGGAAGUCAAAGGUCAUUUCAGGUCAGAAAUUCAACUAAAAAUUCAUAUAUUUCAAUCUCAGUCAAUAAUUUUGCUCUAAUUGAAUUGUGUAUUCAGGGGAGACAACCAGAGUCAUUCCCCUUGUUUGAAAAAUAUGCAAUUUUACAGGGGUUUUUUUUCUAAAAAAAAAAAUGAAUGUAUUACAGUCAAGAUGAACAAUAUUAACCAAUUUGUAGGGUGUUGAGGAAUAUUUCAGAAACUCAAGAACAUUGUCGAUCGUUUGUACAAAUUGGCAUGGGGGUAGCUCAUGAUUAAAAAAAAUAUAUUGUGUCCAAUAUUUAGCAAAAAACUGAUUGUCCCGAUGUAUCACAAGAGUCCUCUAUUCGCUCUCUCCAUCCCUACCUCAUCACUCUUUCACCACUCUCCAUCCCUACCUCAUCACUCUUUCACCACUCUCCAUCCCUACCUCAUCACU
Messenger RNA from Lytechinus pictus (painted urchin), 11424 nucleotides. RefSeq names its product arf-GAP with SH3 domain, ANK repeat and PH domain-containing protein 2-like. Gene Ontology annotation, biological process: positive regulation of GTPase activity. The record is from RefSeq and is a predicted model, not a curated record. NCBI's taxonomy places the organism in Eukaryota, Metazoa, Echinodermata, Echinoidea, Temnopleuroida, Toxopneustidae. The transcript has 23 exons. The coding region runs from base 497 to 3238 and encodes 913 amino acids. Gene Ontology annotation, molecular function: GTPase activator activity; protein binding. Gene Ontology annotation, cellular component: cytoplasm.